Molecule: messenger RNA, 1756 nt
Organism: Sceloporus undulatus (fence lizard)
Lineage: Eukaryota; Metazoa; Chordata; Lepidosauria; Squamata; Phrynosomatidae
Gene: EXOG
Product: exo/endonuclease G
Exons: 6
Coding region: 30-1175 (381 amino acids)
Biological process (GO): apoptotic DNA fragmentation
Cellular component (GO): nucleus; mitochondrial inner membrane
Molecular function (GO): RNA endonuclease activity; single-stranded DNA endonuclease activity; 5'-3' exonuclease activity
Source: RefSeq, a predicted model, not a curated record
CUCCUCCUCUCCCUUCUCAGCCGGUUAUUAUGGCGGAGGCCUGGGGCUCCCGCUUUGCCCGGAGCCGCUUUUUAAGCGGCUUUGUCUGUGGGGCGGCCCUGGGUUCCGCCAUUUCUGGGCUGGCCGCCAUGAAGCUCUUCCUGAGGGAGCAGCCGAACCCGGCUCCUUCCCGCCCGAGCGCCGCCGCGCCUCUGAAAAGCCCACUGCCGCCGCCAUCGGCGCCUCAGGAGGAACUGCUGACAGAGUCUGUGCUGGAAAAGUAUGGAUUUCCUAAUGCUGGAACUCAGAUCAGAUACUACACAAAUCAUGCACUGUCUUAUGACCAAGCAAAACGGGUACCAAGAUGGGUGAUUGAACAUAUUUCCAAACAUAAGACCUUGGGCAAUGCAGACAGAAAAUAUUGUAAAUUUCGACCAGAUCCUAACAUCCCUCCAGUGUUUAGUGCUAUGAAUGAAGACUACUUUGGGAGUGGCUGGUCACGAGGCCAUAUGGCACCAGCAGGAGACAACAAAUACUCACCAAAAGCCAUGGCUGAGACCUUUUAUCUGUCCAAUAUUGUGCCUCAGAACUAUGAGAAUAAUGCUGGAUUCUGGAAUAGAAUAGAAAUGUAUUGCCGAGAACUGACAGAAAGAUUUGAAGAUGUUUGGAUCGUUUCAGGACCUUUGACUUUACCUCAGGUGGAAGAUGAUGGGAAGAAAAGAGUUAUUUAUCAGGUAAUUGGAAAAGAUGAUGUGGCUGUACCUUCGCAUUUGUACAAAGUGAUCCUUGCCAGACGCAGUGAAACAUCCACAGAACCUUUGGUACUUGGAGCCUUUGUGGUACCCAACAACCCGAUCAGCUUUGACCAUCAGCUGCUGGAAUUCCAAGUUAGCAUCGAAGAGCUGGAGAAAAUGUCAGGCCUUGUUUUCUUCCCACAGGUGAAUAAAAACAAAGAUGUGAGAGAUAUCUGUGAGGUUGAUACUUGUAAACUGAUGGGCUUGGAGGAAUUUACUUUGUAUAUUACCACUCGGAAGCUACAGAGCGCUAGGACACUGGAAAGGCUGGAAAAGAUCAUGUCUGAGUUACAGGAAAAGGAAAUCAAGCCUGAUGAAUAUCUCUUAAAGGUUUAUGAGAAGAAGAAAGAAGACUUAGCAGUGCAAAAGCCAACAGAAGCUAGAGAAGGGAGAGCUGGUUAAUAAUCUGAUUUUUUGGAGGUGGGGAACAUUUUUUAACAUGUGCAUUUUCAGUAAGGAGCUACUGUGGAGAGAGUGCUGUUAUUAAAAAGAAAACUUGAAAUUUUGUUAUUGGCUUUGUAAAAGUACAGCACUUUGCAGAGAGAAUGCCCUUUCCCCAAGUUAGUGACACAGCUUGGCAAGUGGGCUUACAGUAACAUAUAAUAAAUAGAACAUUGCCAUUUUGGAAGUAUAAGUACAAUGCAUUUUAAUACAACAUUCCUUUACCAUAUGGUCUUUAAAAACUAUGUUGUGGUUUGUUCCUUUUAUAUAAACACACAACUUAAAUAUAUAUAUUUUGAAAAACAUUAUUGUCAUCUGUAAAAGUAUUCACGAGAUAAGGGCACUUUAAUUACAUUUAAUCUCAGUGUUCUGUGAAACCCAUUAGUGCAGUUUCACUAUUAUCACUGGAUAUUCCCUGGAUAAUAGUGCUUUGAAUAUGACGUCAUGUGAAAACUGUUAGCACAAUGGUGUGAUUUUGGUAGGUUAAUCACUGAUUAUAUUUCCAAUAUCCCUCCGUGUGAUAAACUCCAUUGUGUAAGUAA